This is a messenger RNA of Lucilia cuprina (Australian sheep blowfly), 3742 nucleotides long. It is a transcript of the gene VGlut, whose product is annotated as vesicular glutamate transporter 1. NCBI's taxonomy places the organism in Eukaryota, Metazoa, Arthropoda, Insecta, Diptera, Calliphoridae. The record is from RefSeq and is a predicted model, not a curated record. Gene Ontology annotation, molecular function: L-glutamate transmembrane transporter activity; neurotransmitter transmembrane transporter activity. The transcript is spliced from 9 exons. The coding region runs from base 1139 to 3088 and encodes 649 amino acids. Gene Ontology annotation, cellular component: synaptic vesicle membrane; excitatory synapse. Gene Ontology annotation, biological process: monoatomic anion transport; regulation of synapse structure or activity; transmembrane transport.
CUAAACGGGUCGCUGGUUUGUCUCUACAAACCACUAGCUCUGUCUGAAAAAAUGUCACUUCAAAUCGUUUAAGUUUGAGAAAAUUUCGUUAAUUUUUCGUUGUUUUUUUUUGUUGCAAACAAUUUAUUCUUUAAUUAAUAAUUUCACACAAUAAUUUUUUCAGUGUAUAUAUAUAUAAUAACUAUAAAAUCGUAACAUUAUUUUAUCAUUAUCGUAAUUUGUGUACCUUAAAUAUGUUAUAACGUUUCUUUUAAUCGUUAAAUAUUAUAAAAAAAAUUCUUUAAAAUCGUAAUCGUACGUAUAUAUGUAUGUGAGUGUUAAAAUCGUAUCACAAUUUUAUGUUUUAAAAUAAAAUUUGGACUGAGUCCUUGGAUUACAAUUAAUGACAUCAUCAUCGUUAAGCGUAUUUCUUUGAUUGUGUUACAUAACCUCAAAAUUUACUUUGGAUUAUUCUAAAAGAAAUAUGAGGCAAAAGUAAAAUGAAAAUGACCCAUAACUGCCAAUUUGGCACAAACGCGUAUUCAUACAACAAAUCUACAAUAAGAACUACUAACUUAAGUUCAAGCCCCGUAAAAGUGAGCACAAUGAUGGUGAUGAUGACGAUAAAGUUGAUGAUGACUACCGUGAUUUCAUUAUAAAUAAAUUAAAUGGAAUUAUGGAUACACCAAUGAACCGACAAUAGUCAGCAAAUCGCUAGAAAUAAUUAUUAAGCCUGUUCUGUAAUAAAAAUACAGAGAAAGACACAUAAAACUAGAUUAUAAACGACGGGAUAUACUACAAACUAACACAAUAACAAGCAACCACCACCCACCAAGUGUUAAAGGAUAUAAAAAGUAAAUUGAAAAAUACGAAAUAAAACCAAAGUUCCAUUUCAAUUUGUAAUUUGUUGAAAUCAAAUCAAACUUAAAAGCAACGUGUGAACAAAUGAAAAAAAAGUGUUAUUUUAAGUAUUAAAAUUAUCGUGUGAAACGUACGCCAAAGUUUUGUAGUUCAAAAUUUUCAAAUUUUAUGCGCUAAAAACGACCACCCGCAUUGAAUCCUUAUAAACAAAAACAUCAUCAACAACAACAACAACCAACCACAAAAGUACAAAAUCAUUUAAAGUCACAAAAAAAGAGUUUUUAACUUUUCCAACAACAUGAAGGGUUUAACGGCGUUUAAGGAAAAAGCCACAGGAGUUUUUAGUGGCAUUAAACCAAAUUUUGAGAAUUUCGAAAUCUCCAAAGGUUAUCAUGGCGGUGUGGGUGGCUAUGAAGAAAUGGAGGGUGCCGAACGGGAGGGUGAUGGACCAGGUGGCGGUAUACCAUACGAUGAUGAUAGACCUGAUUCGCCAGCAUCGUUUGAGGAAAUCGAAAGACCACCUUUGCGUAAAGUUGAUAAGUAUUGUAGGGCCCAGUGUCCAUGUAUGUCGGCACGUUAUACAAUUGCCACAAUGGCGUGUAUAGGAUUUAUGAUUGCCUUUGGUAUGCGUUGUAAUAUGUCGGCUGCCAAAUUGAAAGGAGAGCACAAUGGUACGGCUUUUAUGAAUUGGACAGUGGCCACAGAGAGUCAUGUUGAUUCAUCAUUUUUCUGGGGUUAUUUAGUAACACAAAUACCGGGUGGUUUUAUUGCAUCUAAAUUUCCAGCUAAUAAAAUCUUUGGUCUAUCGAUUGCCAGUUCAGCAACACUGCAUUUAUUUGUGCCAUUCGCCAUGACUCUGAUGGAGGGCGAUGUGGUGAUAUGUGUGCGUAUAUUGCAAGGAUUAUUCGAGGGUGUUACUUAUCCCGCUUGUCAUGGUAUCUGGCGUUUUUGGGCUCCACCUAUGGAACGUUCUCGUUUGGCCACAUUGGCCUUCAGUGGCUCUUAUGCUGGUGUUGUGGUGGGACUACCAUUAUCUGGCCUUCUAGCUGAUUCUGUAGGCUAUCAGGCUCCUUUCUAUGCCUAUGGUGUAUUUGGCAUAAUAUGGUACUGCUUUUGGUUAUGGCUUUGUUUUGAGAAUCCCCGCAAACAUCCUGCCAUUAGUAUACCCGAACUCAAAUAUAUUGAGAAAUCGCUGGGUGAGUCCUCCGUUCAGCCUUCGAUGCCUAACUUAAGGACUACUCCUUGGGCCGCUAUGAUUCGCUCUAUGCCCGUUUAUGCCAUUAUUGUGGCAAACUUUUGUCGUUCCUGGAAUUUCUAUCUAUUAGUAUUGUUCCAGUCCUCGUUUCUUAAGCAUAAAUUCCAUUUUAAAAUUGAAGAAGCCGGUUUUGUGGGGUCUUUGCCACAUUUAAUUAUGACCACCAUUGUACCGUUUGGUGGUAUGUUAGCCGAUCAUUUGCGUAAAAAUGGCAUAAUGUCUACGACGAAUGUAAGAAAACUAUUCAAUUGUGGCGGUUUUGGUAUGGAGGGUAUAUUUUUCCUUUUUGUGGCUCAUGCAGAUACAGCGACUGGUGCCAUGUUUGCUUUAACGUGUGGUGUUGCCUUUUCCGGUUUUGCCAUAUCCGGUUACAAUGUCAAUCAUUUAGAUAUAGCUCCUCGUUAUGCCAGUAUUCUAAUGGGUCUUUCCAAUGGUAUCGGUACUUUGGCCGGCAUUAUUGUUCCAUAUGCUCUGGAUGGUCUUAUACAGAAAGAUCCGGAAGGUUGUUGGACAACUGUUUUCACUUUGGCCGCUUGUGUUCAUUUAUGUGGUUGUACAUUCUAUGGUAUAUUUGCAUCGGGCGAGUUACAACCUUGGGCUGAACCACCCGCAGAGGAGAAACAAGUCUGGUCACCACCAAUAGGCGCUAUAACCGAAGAUCCUACUCUAGCGGCUGCAGCUGGCUUCAUAAAAGAAACAUCAUUUGGUGAAACACCACAAUAUACUGAACAAAGUCAAAUGCAACAACCAAAUGCCAUUAAUUAUGGUGCGACAGGUCACGUGGCCAAUAAUCCUUUUGCCAUGGCCGGAGUUGGUUCACUGGCAACAACAACCAUUAGUGAAGAAAGCAUGCAACCUGAUGCUAAUAUAACAGACAAUUAUCAAAGCUAUGACUAUGCCACACAACAACAACAGCAAUCAGCAAUGGCACCACAAAUGGGACAAAUGCCAACAUAUGAACAACAAUAUCCUCAAUAUCAGCAACAACAAUAGAAAAAUAAUAAAUAAUAAUGACGUCAACAGUAAUGAUAUUUAGGUAAGAGAGUUAAGGCAGAACAAUUUAGAAAAAAAGCAAGCAUUAUAAUAACAACAAUAAAAUCACGCGUCUAUAUAUACAUACAUAACUAUAUACAUAUAGAGAAAAAUAUUAUAAAGAAACAAACAAACUCAUACAUAACAUAAAAAAGCAAUCAAUAUUAAAAAUAUUAAAAAAAACUUAUAAUAAAUGAAACUACUAUUUAAUAAAAAAAGGGAAAUUAUUAUUUAUAGAAAAACUAAACAGAAUUAUAACAACAUUUAAACGAAACCAAAGUACGAAAAUUACAACAAAAAAUUAUAUCUAAAUAAAAAUAUAUAUUCUUUAAAAUCGUUGAAAAUAUCAUGCCAACUUGCAAACACUUCUUCAUACAUAUACAAAUAUACGUCAUACCUUCUUUAUGCAUAUUAUUUAUGAAUAAAUUUAAUCCUAUUAAUAUUUACUGUGAAAAAAAAUAAAUAAAUUUUAGGAAAAUUUAUUAAAAGUAAUAUUUUAAAAAACCAAAAACAAAGAAAUUACAUUAGUUAAAGGUUAAAUAAAGUUUUAAGUGGUUUAAGUUCUGGUUUUAUUCCAGUUCAGAUCUAGUUCAGUUCAAGUUCAGUUCUACUUCA